Messenger RNA from Hyalella azteca, 1307 nucleotides. RefSeq names its product NEDD8-conjugating enzyme UBE2F. The transcript is spliced from 4 exons. The coding region runs from base 240 to 782 and encodes 180 amino acids. The record is from RefSeq and is a predicted model, not a curated record. NCBI's taxonomy places the organism in Eukaryota, Metazoa, Arthropoda, Malacostraca, Amphipoda, Hyalellidae.
UCUUGCAUGUAAUUUUUCUAGACCUCAAGUAUGCAUGCGUGAUCAUGCAAUGUUCUAAUAAAUCAAUAUGUGAUCAAAUAUAACUGACAACUGUGAAUCUUGUGAUAGGUAGCAUUUAUAGAUGACUUUAAAAGUUGUUCUAUAAAUAAAGUUGGUCUUUGGGUUGUUUGGGGCAUUCAUCCUCAGAAUUUCUGUAAAAUUUGUAUAUUGGUCUGCAUAGAGAAGUAUAUGAUCUUAAAAUGAUCACUCUCUCGAAAAAACUGAAGUCAGGCUCCGCUGGUGCAACAGCUCAGUCAAGUCAACGAAGGAUUUCCAUUCGUGAUCAACUACUAAUUAAAGAUGUGAGUGAGAUGCAGGACAACUUACCAGAAGGUUGUUCCGUUGAUUUUCAAGACCCUGACCAACUACACACAUUUACCCUGACUGUGGCGCCAUCAGAAGGCUUGUGGAGGGGAGGCAAAUUCCACUUCAGUGUGGUUGUUCCUGAUGAGUAUAAUAAUGUUCCGCCUAUAGUUCGGUGCGAGACGAAGCUGUGGCACCCCAACAUCAGCGAAGACGGCGACAUUUGUUUAUCAUUGCUACGUAAGAAUUCCAUAGACGGGUUAGGCUGGGCACCGACGCGCCGACUCAAAGAUGUAAUAUGGGGACUAAAUAGCUUAUUUGCGGAUCUCUUGAAUUUUGACGACCCGCUAAAUCUAGAAGCUGCCAACCAUUACCAGAAAGACAAAGAAUCUUUUAAGAGAAAAGUGCGUCAGUAUAUAGACCUCAAUAACAAGCAAUGAUGAGCGGUCGCUUCGCAUGCGAUCUAUCAACUCAGUCAUAGAUGUAGGCACUAAAACUCUUAUACAAAAAUAUCUGUGUUAUCCCUUACUGUGCGUCUUUUUCCGUUGCGUUGCCAAGAAGUGAAGUUUUAUUCACUUCUUGUUGUGGAAUGUUACAUGAAGUAUUGUCAGGAUUCUCCCUCUUUAUCAUGAACCGAUUUUCUACAUGACAAUGCCCUUCUAAGGUUGCGUUUCCAAAAUCUAACACUGGCAUUUUUUCACGAUGUCAUGGUGGCCAAUAUGAGGAUAGAAUGUUAAUAACCUUUUUAGAGGUCGGAUAACGUAUAAUGAGGUACAAAAAUGGCAAUGCAAUCUCGAUUCAAACCCUAUUCUUCUCAUGAACUCAGCCUGCCUAUCGUAAAUACUAAAUCGAAUUUGUGAUAUUUGUAGAAAUUAAGGUCAAGCUUACCAUAACAGUUGUCAUUUGCCUAUUUAGCGACUGAGUUUAGUUUUUAACUUGAUAUUAAUAUGUCAGUGUUGCAUUUA